GAUAUGUUCCUCCUCCGCUGGAGGACUCAAAGCGGCGCCCCGGCUGGCUGCCUGCUCGCGGCGGAGAGGAAGAUGGCCGCGGCUGAGGGGAUUUUCAGGCCAGCGUCUGGAAGCAGCAGCAGGGCGUCUUUCGUCAUGUUCGACUAGUGUCGCCGCCGCGGUUCCGUCGGUCCUAACGCGGGCCAUGGGCUCCCAGACUCUCCAGAUCCUCAGGCAGGGGGUUUGGGCUUCAAUCACCGGCGGAUGGUACUACGACCCCGACCAGAAUACGUUCGUCAACGCGCUCCAUCUUUACAUCUGGCUCUUCUUGCUAUGUUUCCCCUUCACGCUUUACAUGGCUUUGCCGUCCACCAUGGUGAUCGUGGGAAUCUACUGCGGCGUGAUCGCCGCCAUGUUCCUGCUGCUCAAGACGGUCAACUACCGACUCCACCACGCCCUGGACGAGGGCGAGGUGGUGGAGCUCCAGGCCAAAAAGUCGCAGGAUGGCAGAGGCGGUGCCGAGGUGCCAAACAACGGCAAUGGAGGCGGUGGAACCCGUCACCAGGACAGCAGCGGCCCAGGGGACCCUGGCGGGGGGAUGGAGAUGGCGGACUUCAUCAGGCAAGAGACUCCGCCGGUGGACUGCAGUUCAAGGAAUUCUUACAUUGGAAUAGAGUCUAACCAGCAGAUGCUGUCCACUCUGGGGAGAGCAACAGGAGCCAAAGAAGCGGGAAAGACAUCAGAUGACAUCAGCUUGACUCUGGUGGAGAGCUGUAGUCACGACCACGAUCUGCUCUCGGACACAAAGAUGUACUGCCUCGUUCCGAACGACUCCUUUGCCUCCCUGCAACCCUCCACCUCCUUGUGUCCUUCCGAGCUGUCCAGGGAAGCCGCAGACCUCUGCGCCUCGGGUGCUUAUCACUACAGCCUGUCCUCCUGCGACACAGAGACCACCCUUCACACGUCCACACAGUCGCAGACCUUCAGGAAAGAGCCUCGUUCGCGGGGCUUGCCUCGGACCUCCAGCUCGGCAGGGUCCGCCUUCCCCGAUCCAGGUCUGCCGGACUUCACUCUCUAUCCGCAGCCCCGAAGGGGUGGCCUUGACACUGUGUGCGAGCUGGAGGCUGCGAGGCCACACAGGCUGGGGCUGUGCGACAGGGAGGCAACCGAGCGUCUCUACCAGCAGGACCAAGCAGUGGCCUCCACCUCGGGAAUAGUAUGUUCGAGACAUAAAGACACACACAGGGUAGCUCGCUCCGUUUCCAGGGAAGCUGGGGAGGGCAGCUCAGGUCUGUACCAAGUGGAAAUAGCAGGUGGAAGUGGGAAAUGCUCCUCUGCGGGAGGCAAAUCCCGCCGGGGGGAGCGCAGUGCCGAAAGCCUGCGCAGCCUGAGUACUCGCAGCAGCGGCUCCACCGAGAGCUACUGCAGCGGCACGGACCGGGACACCAACAGCACUGUCAGCAGCUUCCACAGCGAGCAGACCAGCUCGACACAUGUGGAGAGCCUGCUCUCGCUCUCAGGUGACGAGCGCGCACGGGACAAAGGGGACAUGGGGUCCACUCACACGGACGGCAGGACUUCAAUCGCGGGCGGCUCACGAGGCGUGAGUAACCUUCCAUCUAGGGAGGCCAACAAGAACCCUCACGCCAACGAGCUGACUGUUAACCAGCAGGCGGACAGCGUUUUGUCUACAGAUCGGGACCUCCUUGAGUCCAGUAGAGGUAUAGAAGAGCCGGGCACCAGAACCAGUGCUGAUGGCUCAACUGGAGAGACCAUGGCACAGCAGGGGGAUGUGAAAGACCACAUAGAAUUAAAGUCGGCCAACCUUGUUCACAGGACUUGCUCUCUGUCGACUGGCCGCAGUGAACGCAGGCGAACGGGCAAGAAAAGGGCAAGCAGCUUCGACGCCAGCCGCCACCGGGACCACAUGUCCAUGCGCGGACUGGCCAAGCCUUGUAGCGCUGUGUUUACUGGGGGUGGAGAGGAGGACUCCAGCGAUCAGAGUGAACUCAGCUGUGCCUCUAGUCUCCGCUCCGCCCACCAUCUGAGCACGGACAGCUCGUCCAGUGCCACCUCGCGGUCUUGCCACUCACCAGAGGGGCGCUACCGGGCUCUCAAAACCAAGCACACUGCAACCAGCGCCGCCUCGUCGUCUUCUGUGUUAAAAUCCGCGGCAGCAGCUUCGGAGGCGGUAGCACGCCCCGGAGGAAGGCGACGCGCCUCCCGGCGUACCCUCGGCGCGGGCAGCACCAAAACGCACGCCCGGGUGUUGAGUUUGGACAGUGGUACCGCCGCCUGCCUUAACGACCCCACUCGCCUUGGAGCUCCUAUCGGGCCCCGGCCGCUCACCACCUCCAAGUCGGACCUGGAAGCCAAAGAAGGGGAGGUCCUGGACGCGGCAUCCCUCCUGGGUCGGGCCUCCCAGCUGGAGUCGGUGACCCGCUCCAGGAACAGUCUGCCCAGCCAGGCCGUGUUCUCAGAGCCUCAGGACGCCACUGCUGCUUGCCUGCGGGCCCCGGGCGGCGAGGAGACGGUGGUAUUUCGGCGUGAACGUAGCACGUUUCGCCGGCAGGCGGUGCGGCGGCGGCACAACGCCGGGAGUAACCCCACGCCGCCCUCCUCCCUCAUUGGAUCUCCUCUCAGUCUUCAGGAGGCCCUAAGCCAGGCCUCCCAGUCUUGCGCUUCCCAGGUGAAAAGUCAGCCAUCUCGAACCUCGUCCCAGGUGACAGUGCUGAGCACGAGCGCCUCCCUGCUGGCCAGGAACGGAAGCACGCACCUGGACGGCUCUCAGGACAAGGCCUCGACUGUCGGCGCCACCAGCUUGCAGGACGACCUCGGAAAACUCACGCCCUCCUUGUACGAGGCUGCCGGCUGCGACAUGUCCCUGGUCAAUUUCGAGCCCGCGACCAGACGAGCCUCCAAUAACAUUUGGGACACUGACUCCCACCUCUCCAGUUCUACCUCAGUUCGUUUCUACCCUCAUGACCUGCUCUCCCUCCCUCAGAUCCGCCUGAACCGCCUCCUGACUAUGGACCCAGAGCUUCUGGAGCAGCAGGAUGCUGACCUGAGCCCGGAGCUACAGGAUGCGCCGCUGGGCCAGGGUGACGCAGCGGCCCACGUGGCCGCUGGCAAAGCCAAGCAGUAUUACCGCCUGUGGCUCAUGCCUUACCUGUGGGUUGGCCUGCACUUUGAUCGGCUCACGCUGCUGGCGCUGUUUGACCGGAACCGAGAGGUUCUGGAGAACGUGCUGGCCGUGGUGCUCGCAGUUUUGGUGGCCUUUCUAGGCUCAGUGUUGCUGGUUCACGACUUCUUCACCGACAUCUGGGUCUUUCAGUUCUGCCUCGUCAUCGCAAGCUGCCAGUAUUCUUUACUGAAGAGCGUCCAACCAGACUCCUCCUCUCCUCGACAUGGCCACAACCGCAUCAUAGCGUACAGCCGGCCCGUCUACUUCUGCCUGUGCUGCGGCUUCAUCUGGCUGCUCCACUACACCAGCCUGAGGACGAGCUCUUCACGCUUCACGCUGUACGGCGUCGCGCUCACCAGCUCGCUCGUCCUCGCCUCUGCAAGGGACCUCGUCAUAAUCUUCACGCUGUGUUUCCCCAUCAUCUUCUUCGUGGGCCUGCUGCCGCAGGUCAACACAUUUGUCAUGUAUCUCUUUGAACAGCUGGACAUGCACAUCUUUGGGGGCAACGCCUCCACAAGCCUACUGUCGGCGCUCUACAGCUUUCUUCGCAGCGUGGUCACCGUCGCGCUGCUGUACGGUUUCUGCUAUGGCGCCCUGAAGGAGACCUGGGAGCCUCACCACAUCCCCGUGCUCUUCUCGGUCUUCUGCGGCCUCUUGGUGGCAGUAUCGUACCACCUGAGCCGGCAGAGCAGCGACCCGUCUGUCCUCAUCUCCCUGAUACAGUCAAAGAUUUUGCCCAAUUUGAGAGACAGCAACCCAGAAGACCCUCUGUCAGAAGUCCAGGACCCUCUGCCUGAGAAGCUGAGGGCCUCGGUGAACGAGCGUCUGCAGUCCGACCUGAUCGUCUGCGUGGUCAUCGCUGUGCUUUAUUUCGCCAUCCAUGUCAGCACCGUCUUCAUUGCCCUGCAGCCUUUCCUGAGCUACGUGCUGUAUGCUUUGCUGGGGACGGUGGGCCUGCUCACACACUACCUGCUGCCUCAAGUGCGCAAGCAGCUUCCCUGGUACUGCUUCUCGCACCCAUUGCUCAAAACCAAGGAGUACUAUCAGUUUGAAGUCAGGGAUGCGGCUCACGUGAUGUGGUUUGAGAAGCUUCACGUAUGGCUGCUCUUCAUCGAGCGGAACAUCCUUUAUCCGCUCGUCAUCCUUAACGAGCUGAGUGGCAGCGCCAGAGAACUCGCCAGUCCAAAGAGACUGGACACAGAGGUGGGUGCGCUGAUGAUCACUGUGGCGGGCCUGAAGCUGUUGCGCUCGUGCUACAGCAGCCCCACCUAUCAGUACGUGACCAUCCUCUUCACCGUGCUCUUCUUCACCUUUGACUACCGCCAUCUGUCAGAGACGCUGCUACUUGACCUUUUCCUCAUGUCCAUUGUCUUCAGCAAGCUAUGGGAGCUGUUCUACAAGCUGCACUUUGUCUACACUUACAUCGCGCCCUGGCAGAUCACAUGGGGCUCAGCCUUCCACGCCUUCGCUCAGCCCUUCGCCGUGCCUCACUCGGCCAUGCUUUUUGUCCAAACGUUAGUGUCAGCGAUCUUCUCCACCCCCCUCAACCCCUUCCUAGGCAGCGCCAUUUUCAUCACAUCCUACAUGCGACCUGUCAAGUUCUGGGAGCGGGACUACAACACCAAAAGAGUGGAUCACUCCAACACCCGGCUGGCCUCACAGCUGGACAGAAAUCCAGGCUCUGAUGACAACAACCUCAACUCCAUCUUCUAUGAGCACCUGACGCGCUCGUUGCAACACAGCUUGUGCGGUGACCUGCUGCUGGGCCGCUGGGGCAACUUCAGCACCGGCGACUGCUUCAUCCUGGCCUCCGACUACCUCAACGCCCUGGUGCACCUGGUAGAGAUCGGCAACGGCCUGGUGACCUUCCAGCUCAGAGGGUUGGAGUUCAGAGGCACCUACUGCCAGCAGAGGGAGGUGGAGGCCAUCACCGAGGGUGUGGAAGAGGACGAGGGCUGCUGCUGCUGCGAGCCGGGCCACCUUCCGCACAUCCUGUCCUUCAACGCCGCCUUCGGCCAACGCUGGCUGGCGUGGGAGGUGCUGGUCACCAAGUACGUGCUGGAGGGUUACAGCAUCACCGACAACAGCGCCGCCUCCAUGCUGCAGGUGUUCGACCUGCGCCGCAUCCUCACCACCUACUACGUCAAGGGUAUCAUCUACUACGUGAUUGCCUCGCCCAAACUGGAGGAGUGGCUGGCCAACGACACAAUGAAGGACGGCCUGCGAGCGUGCGGCGAGAGGAACUACGUGGACCUGGAUCCAACCUUUAACCCCAAUAUUGACGAGGACUACGACCAUCGGCUCGCCGGUAUCUCCAGGGACAGCUUCUGCAGUGUCUACCUGGGCUGGAUCCAGUACUGCAACUCUCGCAGAACCAAGCCUCUGGAGAGUGACAGAGACUCUCCUCUGGUACUGCUCUGCUUCGGCCUGUGUGUGCUGGGCAGGAGAGCGCUCGGAACAGCAGCUCACCACAUGUCCAGCAACCUGGAGUCGUUCCUCUACGGGCUUCACGCUUUGUUUAAAGGAGAUUUCCGCAUCUCUUCGGUGCGAGACGAGUGGAUCUUCGCAGACAUGGAGCUGCUCAAGAAAGUUGUGGUGCCUGGCAUACGAAUGUCCCUCAAACUCCACCAGGAUCACUUCACUUCCCCGGAUGAGUACGACGAACCGGCAGUCCUCUUCGAGGCCAUCUCCUCGCACCAGCAGAACCUGGUCAUCGCUCACGAAGGCGACCCGGCCUGGAGGAGCGCCGUGCUCUCCAACGCCCAGUCCCUCCUCGCCCUGCGCCACGUCCUGGAUGAGGGCACCAACGAGUACAAGAUCAUCAUGCUGAAUCGCCGUUACCUCAGCUUCAGAGUGAUCAAGGUCAACAAAGAAUGUGUCCGAGGUCUGUGGGCAGGCCAGCAGCAGGAGCUGGUCUUCCUCAGGAACAGGAACCCGGAGCGCGGCAGCAUCCAGAACGCCAAGCAGGCGCUGCGAAACAUGAUCAACUCGUCAUGCGACCAGCCCAUCGGCUAUCCCAUCUACGUGUCGCCGCUCACCACCUCCUACUGCAACUCGCACCCCCAGCUGGGCCACGUCCUGGGCGGGCCCAUCAGCAUCGCCAACAUCCGCAAUUUUGUCGUCAGCACCUGGCACAGAUUACGAAAAGGCUGCGGCGCCGGCUGCAACAGCGGAGGUAAUAUCGAGGAUUCUGACGCUGGCGGGCUCUCCUGUGGCAGCGGCAAUGGAAACGGCGCCGACUCGCAACAGAGCUCAAUGUCGCAGGGCGGGACUUCUGGCCCCGCCCCCUCGCACUCGUACCAUCCUCACGGUCUAGGCUCCAGCCAGAGUUCCCAAUCGGUCCAGUCCAGCCUAGUCCGCCACUCCCCCGCCCGAGCCUCCAUGGCCAGCCAGUCGUCGUCGUACCGCUACAGCAGCAGUCGCCACUCCUCGCUGCGCACGUCCGCCACAGGCCUGGAGCCCUGUCGUCGCUCCUCCACCAGCCAACUUUCCCUGCGCACUCUCCCCACCUCCCUGCAGCUGCGGCUGGGCUCCACAUCGGAUCCCGCCGGCCCCACCGCCUCCCUCUCCAGCCACAGCAUCCCACCUUGCAAGCGCCACACGCUGGUGGGCCUCCUAGGCAGCGACGGCUUGUGCGGCGUCGUGACGGAUCCCCUCAGCCAGCAGCAUCAUCACCACCACCAGCAGCAUCAUCAUUAUCCUCUCCACCCGCAGCAACACAACCCGGUGGUCUCCACCGUAAGGAGGGACGACAUCUCCUAUAGAGUGCAGAUUAUGGACCUGAGUCAAGUGCUGGAGAACAUCAACGUGUCCAAACGCAAAGAACUCCAGUGGCCUGACGAGACAGUAAGACUCAGGGCGGGGCGGACCUGCUGGAGGGACUGGAGCCCCCUACAGGGCAUGGAAGGACAUGUGAUUCACCGGUGGGUGCCUUGUAGCCGAGACCCAGCCAACCGCUCCCAUAUGGACAAGACCAUCCUGCUGGUACAGGUGGACGAUAAGCUAGUGCCCGUCGUGGAGACCGGGGUCAUUGAGUUGGGUGCGGAGGUUUGAGGUAAACAAAACAAAUAAAGUCAAGUGACAAGCACAGAAGGAGGCCAGACGUACCUCUGGAUUGACGGCAACAACAACAAAAAAAAGGAAACGCUCACCCCUUCACCUUGUUUUCUCCCACUGAGGGGGUAAAAAGGGGUGUGGGGUAAGCGAGCAGAGGCAGAGCGUACGUCACGACUCGCCACAGCAUCCUUUAGCGCAUCCUCCUCCCACACGAUCUGCCUUGCUUUGCCAAAAUGCUGCAUGACGCUUUCGUUACCUUCAUUUCUAUGCAUCCAUCCCAGUCACGAGAGCACGCGCGGACAUUUGUCUUUGUCGUGGAAUCAUUUGCCAAAAAAAAAAAAAAAAACCCAAGACGCCUGCUAUGUGACAUGUCGCGGAUUCAUACACUUUGGACCUUUUUUUGUUUUUAUUCCCGGCUGCCUCCGUGACAGUUUCAUGGACGUCCUUCCGCUCCACAUUUCAUCGUGUCGCGUUUAAAAUGAGACAAUAAGAACUUGCACUAUAUUUUUCUCUUAUUAUUUUACAGUGAUGCACUAUACAAUCACAACAUACAAUAAUAUCACACUCUUAUUUAUUCAUAUUAUUACUAUGAAUGGCCAUGGUUACUGAUGCCUUGGAAAUGAACAUUUAAGAAAUGCAAUCAUCUUUUUUUUUUUGGACUCUUUGCUGAACUUGAAAAUAACUUUUUACUGUAUAUGAUUAGAUCCAUAUAUAUAUUUACACAAAUAUAUAUAUAUAUGUCGGUGUAUAAAAUAUUUUGCUUUGGAUAUUUAUUACUGUGAACAUGGUAUUUACACUUUAUUACAAUAUUUUUCCUCCCUUCUGCUUUUGAGACGAAGUUUAAUGUAUUGAGUGAGGACCAGCGGUUGUAAAUGAGAUGCAGACUUUUUUUUAAUGGCUUGUUUAACUAUUUAACUUAAUUCCUUUUCUAUAUUGAGAGAAAUAAAAGUUUGAUUUAUUGCA
Molecule: messenger RNA, 8182 nt
Organism: Entelurus aequoreus (snake pipefish)
Lineage: Eukaryota; Metazoa; Chordata; Actinopteri; Syngnathiformes; Syngnathidae
Gene: pcnx1
Product: pecanex 1
Exons: 36
Coding region: 185-7216 (2343 amino acids)
Cellular component (GO): membrane
Source: RefSeq, a predicted model, not a curated record